Rana temporaria (common frog) is the source of this 5062-nucleotide messenger RNA. RefSeq names its product transmembrane serine protease 9 (gene TMPRSS9). The transcript has 21 exons. Bases 377 to 3841 code for a protein of 1154 amino acids. Gene Ontology annotation, biological process: proteolysis. Gene Ontology annotation, molecular function: protein binding; serine-type endopeptidase activity. NCBI's taxonomy places the organism in Eukaryota, Metazoa, Chordata, Amphibia, Anura, Ranidae. The record is from RefSeq and is a predicted model, not a curated record.
GUGUUACCAUCCAAAGCCAAUCCCAUGAAACUGAGCUUUAAAUAUUCAUGGACUGGGAAACUUCUUGCCCCCUCCUCUUGGUACACAAAAAGGAUCGACUCAGGUAACGGAGACAGUCAAUGCAGCAAGGGACUUUAUGGGACGUAGCUGUAGUGCUGGAAUCUGUCCUUUUAGGAUACAGAAGGAUUUCCUGUGCAGUGUACAAGCACACACAGUACAGUCAACUUUUAUUUAGGUUUAUUUGCCAAAUCUUGGAUUCUAAGAACUAAUUUUAUGAGAUGUUUGCAACAUCUAAAGACAAGCUGAAAAAAGUAACGUAAAUCCAGCCAAAUACACAGCAAAUUGCAUCCAAAAAAAUUUAUGCUCUUUUGUUACAAUGGCAGGACAGCAGUGUGUGGGUACGGAGCCUGUGCCGCACAUGGACAAGGCGAAGUAUAAACACAAGUCAUACUGCAAGUGGACAUUAGCCUCUGUACUUCUUGGAGGCACAGCCAUCAGUAUCAUCACAGGAUUAUUAAUAAUGUAUUUAUCAACACAAAGCCUCACUUUGGUACAUACUUUGGAAUUACAAGGUCUUCAAUAUGAUUCCAGUUUACAAAACAGUACCUCUAUGUACUACAGAUCCAUAACUUCUACUUUACAGAGACUGUUGAAAUCCAGUUUCAAAGGUACUGUUGUAGAAGAUAGUUAUACUGGAUUUACGGUUUUACACUACAGCAGGGGGAAUGAAGGCAUCAUCGCACAUUUGAAGAUGCACUUUUUGUCUUCUGACAACACGAAGGAUACAGACAAAAUUGAGGACAUUCUUAGACAGGGAUUGUCUUUAUCCCUAAGUGCACACCCUAUACCAGUAUAUAUUUAUGGAAAUAUAACAUCUGCUAUGCUUGCAGAUAAUACAGGAUUAUCAUUCUACUCUAUAGGACUGAAGUCAGGAAGUUGUCCACCUCAAGUGUAUUCCUGCAAGAAUAGCCAAUGUAUUGUCAAGCAAAACCCGGAAUGUGACAGUAUGCGUGACUGCAAAGAUGGAUCAGAUGAGAAGAACUGCAAUUGUGGUUCACGCCCUGCAAUCCAGAAAUCAAACAGAAUAGUAGGAGGGUCAGACGCUGCAAAGGGAGAAUUCCCAUGGCAGGUCAGUUUAAGGGAGAACAAUGAACACUUCUGUGGAGCAACCAUUAUAAGUGGCAAGUGGCUGGUAUCUGCUGCUCACUGCUUCAAUGAUUUUCAGGAUCCAGCUGUUUGGGUGGCUUACAUAGGAUCUACAUCUUUAAACGGCUUGGAUGGCAGCACAGUGAAGGCCUACAUUAAAAAUAUUUUUAAGCAUCCAUCUUAUGACCCAGAUACGGCAGACUAUGAUGUGGCUGUUCUAGAACUGGAUUCUGAGCUACGAUUCAAUAAAUACACUCAACCAAUCUGUCUCCCUGCUGCCACUCACGUUUUCCCUAUGGGCAAGAAGUGUGUCAUCACUGGCUGGGGAUACCUCAAAGAAGACAACUUAAUAAAACCUGAAGUUCUACAGAAAGCUACAGUGGCCCUCAUGGAUCAGUCUCUCUGCAACAGUUUAUACAGCAAUGUGGUAACAGACAGAAUGGUGUGUGCAGGUUACCUUGAAGGCAAGAUUGACUCAUGUCAGGGUGAUUCAGGGGGUCCUCUAGUCUGUGAGGAGCCAACUGGCAAAUUCUUUUUGGCAGGCAUUGUGAGCUGGGGAGUGGGUUGCGCUGAAGCCAGAAGACCGGGGGUCUAUGUGAGGGUCAGCAAAGUUCGAAAUUGGAUUCAGGGAGUAAUCUCAGCACCUACACCAAUGGAAACGCAUACAAGCUUUGUUACAACCACCAGCAGUAUAAAAAGGACAACCAACCCCAAAGCUACCACUGCUCGACCCAUGACUAAGCAUUCAACCACCAAAUCUAAGCCAGGUAGUAGCACCCUGCCAGCAAAACCAACCCAGAAGCCUCUCAGCACAUCUAAACCUCAAGAAUGUGGAAGUCGUCCUGGCCUAACAAAACCCAACAAGAUAGUGGGUGGAUUUGAUGCUGUUAGAGGGGAAGUCCCAUGGCAGACCAGUCUGAAGGAGGGCCCAUAUCACUUUUGCGGAGCAACAAUAAUUGGAGAUCGAUGGUUGGUCUCUGCUGCUCAUUGUUUCAACCAAACAAAACUGGACCACGUCACUGCCCAUAUGGGUUCCACAGCACUUAAUGGAGCUGAUAGCAUGGCUGUGAAAAUCAACUUGAAAAGGGUGAUCCAGCAUCCUCACUUCAAUCCACUGACCUUGGACUUCGAUGUGGCUGUAGUGGAGUUAUCAAGCCCGUUGACUUUUAAUAAGUUUGUACAGCCUGUUUGCCUUCCAUCAGCUCUACAGAAGUUUCCAGCUGGGUGGAAAUGCAUGAUCUCUGGAUGGGGCAAUAUCAAAGAAGGCAAUGUGUCCAAGCCAGAGGUUUUGCAAAAAGCAUCAGUGGGGAUAAUAGACCAGAAAAUUUGCAGUGUCCUCUAUAACUUUUCCAUUACUGAACGGAUGAUCUGUGCAGGUUUCCUUGACGGUAAAGUGGAUUCUUGUCAGGGCGAUUCUGGGGGACCCUUGGCAUGUGAAGAGAGCCCAGGUGUUUUCUUCUUGGCAGGCAUUGUAAGCUGGGGUAUUGGAUGUGCCCAGGCAAAAAAGCCAGGGGUUUAUAGCAGAGUUACUAAACUGAAGGACUGGAUCCUGGACACAGUGGCUCCUGUACUGAGGACUACUGAUAGUGGUAUGAAUCUUCCAAAGUCCUCUGUUCCUUCAACAACUCCCAUGACUACCACCACAAGGCCAUCCACUAUCCAACCACCAACUUCCCCUGGCCGCAGGACAACCACGGUAUCUAGGACUACAAUGUCACAAACGAAAAGUACAAGAAGCACACCAAAAUCAACAACUAAAAGUACAACCAAAAGGACAACUACUGCCAGGACUACCACUACAUCAUUAAGGAUCACUGAGCCACCCAGACCCACACAAAGACCAGUGCCCUGUACUGCUUCUACAUAUAAGUGUUCUAAUAGAGUUUGCAUCAGCAAGACGAACCCGGAGUGUGAUGGAAUCCCAGACUGCCAUAAUGGCUCAGAUGAGCUGAACUGUGAUUGUGGUGCAGCUCCAGUAAUACCCUUUAACAAGAUAGUCGGGGGAAGCGGUUCCCUGAGAGGAGAGUGGCCAUGGCAAGUUAGUCUCUGGCUGCGAAGAAAAGAACACAAAUGUGGAGCUGUGCUCAUCUCGGACCGCUGGCUGCUGUCUGCCGCCCACUGCUUUGACAUCUACAGUGAUCCAAAACUGUGGGCAGCAUACUUGGGGACCCCCUUUCUUAAUGGAGUGGAGGGAAGAGUGGAAAAGAUUUUUCGGAUACAUAAGCAUCCUUUCUACAAUGUCUACACACUGGACAAUGAUGUGGCCCUACUGGAGCUGCCUUCACCACUCUCCUUUACUAAUUUGAUCAAGCCCAUCUGCCUUCCAGACACAAGUCACAGCUUUUCAGAGGGAACCAAAUGCUUUAUCACAGGUUGGGGAUCUACUAAAGAAGGAGGUCCAAUGUCCAGACAACUGCAGAAAGCCUCUGUUACCAUAGUUGGGGAUCAGACAUGCAGAAAAUUUUACCCCAUUCAGAUCAGUCCCAGAAUGCUUUGUGCUGGCUUCAUGCAAGGAGGUGUUGACAGUUGCUCGGGGGAUGCUGGAGGACCACUAGCAUGCAGGGAAACAUCUGGACGAUGGUUUCUAGCUGGAAUAACCAGCUGGGGCUAUGGCUGUGCAAGGCCCUAUUUUCCAGGAGUUUACACCAGGAUAACAUCUGUCCGCAACUGGAUUGGACAGACUUUACGUUUAUAAAGAGAUUCAACUCAGGGAGUGGCAAAGUCAGAAGGCCAAAUGGAUCAUUAUAAAAUGCUUGCAGGGAAGAGUGUUAACUGCUGACCUUUGAGCAUGGAAUGACCACAAAGGACAUUUUACUGCCCAGUUCACUUGUAUGCUUUUGAAGUGGACCAUUUAGACUAUUUUGUAUAAAUAAAAAAGGUGACCUGUUAUGACCACCUUAUGAAGAACUUGUGUAAGACAUGAUUGCAUGCACCCGUUCUGUGGGAAACAAAUUAACAGUACAAUAUAUAAAUACACAAUGUUAACUGGUUACAAGUUCAUUCUAAUAUAGGAAUACAAUAAUAUGAUCACAGUGCUAAGUCUGAUAAAGGAUUUAUAGACCACAGUGGUUUAAAUUAAAGUGGCUCUAUCUUCAUAUAAGCCUUCCUCUGUUACUAUGUGCGCCUCCUGCUCUUACAGAAGUCCUGAAAUACCUACCUUGGAUUCAGAAACUGAAGCUCUAUAAUACUAAUGCAGACAGCCACAUAAACAAAUGACAUGAAAUGUGCGAUUUCCACUUCAGCAUUGGCUAGACGACUGGUUGCUACAGUAUCCUGGAGUAGAAGCAGUUUCAGUGGACAAGGAAUUUCAGGUCUUGUGUAAGCUUUUCUUGCUUCCAAAAAAAGGGUGGGCUUAUAUAAUAGGUCCACUUUAACCAGUCACAAAUCGGGCAUAUCACACCAGUAAGUAAUGGAAAAUCUAUUGUUGUGCUGCUGAAUCUCAGAGAUAAGGGCACAAUUUAUUGUAAUUUGAUACCCCCAAGAAUUGAAAACAUUUUAAAGAAACUAAUAAUCAUGUGCUAGAGUGAAAUCUAAUAGUUUUUUUAUUCACCAAUCAUGGAACUGUACAUUCUGCUCAUUCACACUACAGACAGCAAUGUCGGGAAAAGACCUAAUUUUUUGGAAAUUGUUUUAAAUUAGACAAUAGUGACAGCACUAAAUAAUUACGUACUCCAAGUCUUAUUUUAUCAAAUAAUUACCAGGCAGCCACAAUAAUGAAUCACAAUCAUUUUUAUUUUGUCAUCCUUGUGUCCAUCAUGAGAAACAAAGAAGAAGACAGAAGAGAAUGGAGAAGAAAAACAAGCAAGAUGACAUCAGCAAUCGCCUUCUGACAAUCUGUAACAGGGUUGUAAUGAAUAUGUACGGGAUUAUUUUGUAUGAAAACCAGCAUUACCUACUGAUUAAACAACUUUUUUCA